Messenger RNA from Folsomia candida, 1888 nucleotides. RefSeq names its product ruvB-like helicase 1 (gene pont). Gene Ontology annotation, molecular function: ATP binding; DNA helicase activity; ATP hydrolysis activity. Lineage: Eukaryota; Metazoa; Arthropoda; Collembola; Entomobryomorpha; Isotomidae. The coding region runs from base 518 to 1888 and encodes 456 amino acids. Gene Ontology annotation, cellular component: Swr1 complex; NuA4 histone acetyltransferase complex; Ino80 complex. The transcript has 9 exons. The record is from RefSeq and is a predicted model, not a curated record. Gene Ontology annotation, biological process: chromatin remodeling; regulation of transcription by RNA polymerase II; box C/D snoRNP assembly.
CCGGCUACCUGACUGAACCUUUACACUCAUCCUGAGAUUUGAAGAUAAUGACUCGUAUUUUAAAGCAGCAGGGGCGACUGAACCGCUGGACAUUCUUGUGCAAAUGCAAAUAAUAUUUGCAUUUGCAAUCCUGACUUGACUCACUCUCACUCUUUCUUUGGACUUGAGUUGUCUCAACUUUCCUUCUUGGGACGAAAGGUCGUUAACAUGGAGGAAUCCCAUGUUUUGAAGGCCCCUCAUCAUGAUGAAUGAUAUCUUUUGGGGAAAAGAAAUUACAUGGAGGUGGGUGCAAGGCGAGAAUUUGUCACCGCUAUGUUUAAAUACUGGAGAGGGCAUCUUGCAUUCUCACAUUUUCACAUCGAUCAAACUUUUUGAAGUUUUUUGGAAACUUUAAUUUUUGGUUUGAUCUUUCAGACAAUUUAAAUUUUAAAAGUACAAUUAUUUCACUGAUUUGAAUUUAGCUGCAGUGAAACUUAAUAUAAUAACUUAUAAAGUCAAAGUUAGUUAAUAAGCGAAUAUGAAGAUUGAAGAGGUACGGAGUACGGCGAAAGCGCAGCGAAUCUCGGCUCACUCGCAUGUCAAAGGUCUCGGCCUGGAGGAAAAUGGCAGCGCAAUUCCUCAAGCGGCAGGUCUCGUUGGGCAGGAGGAGGCUCGCGAGGCUGCUGGGAUAAUUGUGGAUAUGAUCAAAAUGAAAAAGAUGGCUGGACGUGCCAUCCUGUUUGCUGGACCGCCGGGAACUGGAAAAACUGCUAUCGCUCUCGCCAUGGCGCAAGAACUUGGGUCUAAGGUCCCAUUCUGUCCAAUGGUGGGGUCCGAAGUAUACUCGUCCGAAAUCAAGAAAACGGAAGUCCUCAUGGAAAAUUUCCGCAGAGCGAUCGGACUGCGAAUCAAAGAAACGAAGGAAAUCUAUGAAGGCGAAGUGACCGAAAUUACCCCACUCGAGACGGAAAGUCCCCUCGGCGGAUAUGGAAAGACCAUUAGUCACGUCAUCAUUGGAUUAAAAACGUCCAAAGGAACGAAACAGCUCAAAUUGGACCCCUCAAUUUAUGAAUCUUUACAAAAAGAAAAGGUCGUUGAUGGUGACGUGAUCUACAUCGAGGCCAACUCUGGCGCGGUGAAACGUCAAGGUCGCAGUGACGCUUUUGCGACCGAAUUUGACCUCGAGGCCGAAGACUACGUGCCCCUUCCCAAAGGCGAAGUUCACAAAAAGAAGGAAAUCGUUCAAGACGUUACUUUACACGAUUUGGACAUUGCCAACGCACGACCACAAGGCGGACAGGACAUCCUUUCGAUGCUGGGACAACUCAUGAAGCCGAAAAAGACUGAAAUUACGGAUAAAUUGAGGAAAGAAAUUAAUAAAGUUGUCAACCGAUAUAUCGACCAAGGUGUCGCCGAGCUAGUUCCAGGCGUCCUUUUCAUCGACGAAGUGCACAUGCUUGACCUGGAAACGUUUACUUAUCUCCACCGCGCCCUGGAAAGUUCUCUCGCGCCCAUCGUCAUCUUCGCGACGAAUCGGGGUCGUUGCGCCAUCCGCGGGACGGAGGAUAUCGUAUCAGCACACGGAAUCCCGAUGGAUUUGUUGGAUCGACUCGUCAUCAUUAAAACGUCGCCAUACACGAAAGAGGAAAUGCUCAACAUUUUGAAAAUUCGAGCAACCACGGAAGGUCUUCAGUUGGAGACGGAAGCUUUAACGGAGCUGAGCGAAGUUGGUGAGAGGACGACGCUCCGUUACGCCGUCCAACUUUUGACGCCUGCCUCCAUCACGGCGAAAAUUAAUGGGCGAACCGUAAUCAAGAAGGAGGACGUUGAUGAAGUCUGUGGUCUCUUCAUGGAUGCGAAAUCAUCCGCUAAAAUGCUGUCAGAGAAUGAUUCCAAGUACAUGAAGUAG